This is a messenger RNA of Tilletiopsis washingtonensis, 1165 nucleotides long. RefSeq lists its product as hypothetical. NCBI's taxonomy places the organism in Eukaryota, Fungi, Basidiomycota, Exobasidiomycetes, Entylomatales. The coding region runs from base 112 to 1008 and encodes 298 amino acids. The transcript has a single exon. The record is from RefSeq and is a predicted model, not a curated record.
CCUCCUCGCGCCCGGUGCCAUCAUACCCGCUCCUUCUGCCGCCGCGGAGCUCACCGCCAUCAGGCACCAUCGCUGGCUUCCGCAGCGACUGCAUCAUCAUCCGGCACCGCCAUGUCGCGCCGCCUGCGCCAGCCGCUGGCGCCCAUCUCGCUCGAGCACGCGGCCAACACCUCGCAUGCGCACAACGGCACAGAAGCCGCAGCGCCGCGGCCGUCAGCCUCGGCGUCCUCCUCAGGCGUCUCUCACUCGGUGCAGCGCACGCUGAGCCCUCCACGCUCGCCCAGCAAGCGGCCGGCGGCCUCGCCUCUGCUGCUCAGCGCGACGCACCGCCGGACUCGCGAGCAGCGCUCUGCCCGGCUCGAGACGCACCCGGCAUCGUCGUCGUCGCCGCGCUCGGAGAACGCUGCUUACUCGCCGCACCGUCUUCAUAUCGACACAGCGGCAGCGGGUCUGCAGCCAGGCGCGUCCUCGCAGCGCCAGUCCUCUUCAUCCCCGAGCGGACAUCGGUCAGGCCCAGACGGACUGCUCGGGUCCGGCGGGGCGCGGCGUCAAGAUGACGGCUCUCUCAGCCGCACGGCUCGCCGUGCCCAGUCGUCGCCGUCACUCGCCUCCUUGCCGCGCAAGGCGCAGCGGGUCGCGACUUGGGAGACGCGCGCGAGGGAGACGAGCCCCAGCCCGCAGCGCCCGACGCGCGAGAAGGCCCUGAAGCUGGCUGCGAGCGAGGCCAAGGUCCAGCAACCACGACACUCACACCCAGACGUCGACUGGGAGGUGCGCCCCGACACGGAGGAGGACAUCGCUGCGGCCGCUGCUCUGCCGGCACCGCUCACUCCUGACGACACGACAGGCGAGGAAGACCUCGGCGACGAGAACGUCGACCCAUGGCGCUCGUCGGCCGCAUGCGAGGCAGCAGGCAAGACUGCCGGCCGCAAGGGGACUGGUGGCCGUCUGAGCCUGGUGCUCGCUGCAGGUGCGGAUGCGCGGCCAAGCUCUUCGCCGUCGCCCUGAGCAGCCACUUCGCGUCGCCGCAAGCAAACGUGGUCGCGCGUCGCGGCGACAGGUGCCUUCGUACGCCCUCACGGGCGGAGGGACAACGCUGUCCGCAGUCCUGGUACCCCGGAUCACAUAGACCUGUCCUAAUCAUCAUACCAGUCGUACAUGGCCA